AUGUCGACAGUCACGGUCGAACAUCCCUCAAUAGGACCAGUCAAGGGCCUUGUGCGCGAUGAGGUGUAUCAAUUCCUAGGGGUUCAAUAUGCAACGCUCACGGACAGGCUUGCUGAAGCUCAAGUUAAGUCGACAUAUGAAACUCCAAUCGAUGCCACAGCUCAUGGGCCCUCUUCAUACUCUCCCGCAGAUGGAUAUGACAACGAGAUGCUAUUUAUUCAGCACUCAAUGCCCAAGCCAAAUAUCGUCCACUCGGACUUGGAAUGCUUGAAUUUGAACAUCACAGUGCCGAAAGGCCAGGGCGACGUCAACCUUACAAAGCAAAAGCUCCCCGUGUUCAUCUGGAUGCACGGAGGUGGUUUCGUUGUCGGAGCGAAUUCCUGGCCGCAUUAUGACCACGCCAAACUCAUCCAGCUUGCCGGUGCCAAUGGAGUCCCCGUUAUCGGUGUAGGCAUCAACUUUCGCCUAGGACUGCCAGGCAUGUUGACCUCAGAGGAAUUGCGCCAAAAAGGAUACAAAUCUAACAACGGACUACGCGACCAGCGCGCGGCAUUCCGCUGGGUGAAACAGCAUAUUGCUGGAUUUGGUGGCGAUCCAGAUAACAUCACUGUGAUCGGUGAGAGCGCUGGAGCAGUUGCCACCACGCUGCACCUGUAUUCAAAAGAGCCGCUCUUCAACCGAGCAAUCGCGACGGGCGGUUCUUGCCUCCUGGUCCCUCCGUUCGCUCUUGAGGAUCAGGAACGCACGUAUCAACAGGUUCUGUCCAUCCUGGGCCUCGAAAAGCUCGAUGCCGAACAGCGGAUCCAACAACUUCUAACACUACCAAUGGACGAAAUCAUAGCCAAACUGCCACCAUAUGUCGCAUUCUUGCCCACGGUCGAUGGAGACAUCGUUCCUGUACGGCCCACUUUUGCAAGCAUAGCCAACAAGUCGGAUCAAAGCAUGGCGGGCAAGCAGUGGGCUGAAGCCUUGAUGAUUGGACACAGCCAAUUUGAUGCAUCCGUCCUUGGAUUCAUGCUAGGACACCUCAAGUCCGGCAUCAGCGAGAAGUUCCCCGCAUCAGUGAGAUCCUCUCUGUCGGCAACACUAGACCUCGCAGAACAUCUACUCGACUCGUACGGUUUCAACGACUCGACGAUGGAUGACGACACCGCAUUCGUCAAAUUCCUCGAGCUGGUGAACGACAUCAGUUUCUUCGGCGCGACCACCUCCUUUGCUCGAGGCUGGCCCCUUUCGUUGGGCGCUCAGCCAAAAUUCUUCACGUUUUUCUUCAACGAACCGAACCCGUGGCCGGGUGCUUACCAGGGUCGAGCAACCCACGUACUCGAUGUUGUGUUCUUGUUCCAGAACCACAACCAGAACUUGCCGCUCGCGCAAAGAGCCGCUGCUGAGGCGUUCGGGCUGGACCUGGUCAAGUUCGUCGCCGGGCAGAAGCCCUGGCCAGGGUACACGCCUGAGAAGAGGGCUGCGAAGAUAUUUGGGCCGUCGCAGGGAGACGAAGGUAAAGCGAAUGCCAGGGUUAUUGAUGACGCGGAAUCUUUGGAGACGGGGAGAGGCAAGGCGAUCCUGGAGAUUGGAGACAAGGUCGGGUUUGAUAAGUUGAAUGAGGCAAUUGGGAGGUUCAGAAUGGGUCUUUGA
Cladophialophora psammophila CBS 110553 is the source of this 1638-nucleotide messenger RNA. RefSeq lists its product as uncharacterized. The record is from RefSeq and is a predicted model, not a curated record. Bases 1 to 1638 code for a protein of 545 amino acids. NCBI's taxonomy places the organism in Eukaryota, Fungi, Ascomycota, Eurotiomycetes, Chaetothyriales, Herpotrichiellaceae. The transcript has 5 exons.